Molecule: messenger RNA, 3013 nt
Organism: Cricetulus griseus (Chinese hamster)
Lineage: Eukaryota; Metazoa; Chordata; Mammalia; Rodentia; Cricetidae
Source: RefSeq, a predicted model, not a curated record
CGUCGCGUUCCCAGGAGCCGCUGGCCGGAGGGAGAAAUGUUGCUGAAGUGCUGCUGAAGGGGCCAGAGAUGCAAGGAUUUGGGACACAUUUGCACCUUUAAGCUGUCUGACAUUGACCUCCUUUCAUUAUUAAUAAAGAAGAAGCAGGAGCUUAGGAUGUAUUAACCGACUCAUUACUGUACUAACUGGACAGUGUUCUUCUGCAAACUCCUCUGCACUGUAAAGACCUGGACUGGCAAGGAGACAGUAAUUUCGCAUUUUCUCAGCUUAUAAUAUGACUCGAUGGAGGGAAAUUUGAUAAGCAUGAGGGAAGACCAUUCUUUUCAUGUUCGCUACAGGGUUAUAUUCUCCUCUUGCAAACCUAUUUGAAUGAUGGCUCUAAGGGCAUGUCACUCUCAGGAAGACCAUACAUCUCCUGUGACAGUUUCUCACUACUACAGCCAGCCGGCCAACCUGUGGACCCUUGCCUCUCCAAUGCUGGGAUGACAAGCAUGUGCCACACAUGGCAUUUUUACAUGGGUCUGAGGAAUAAAAUCAGAAUGGAAGCUUCUUGCCUUGAGCUGGCCUUGGAAGGAGAACGCCUGUGUAAAUCAGGGGACUGCCGUGCUGGCGUGUCAUUUUUUGAAGCUGCAGUUCAAGUUGGAACUGAAGACCUCAAAACACUCAGUGCUAUUUACAGCCAGCUGGGCAAUGCUUACUUCUACUUACAUGACUAUGCCAAAGCGUUAGAAUAUCACCACCACGAUUUAACUCUUGCAAGGACUAUUGGAGAUCAACUGGGAGAGGCUAAAGCCAGUGGCAAUCUUGGAAACACCUUAAAAGUGCUUGGGAAUUUUGAUGAAGCCAUAGUGUGUUGCCAGCGACACCUGGAUAUCUCCAGAGAACUUAAUGACAAGGUGGGAGAAGCAAGAGCACUCUACAAUCUUGGAAAUGUGUAUCACGCCAAAGGGAAGAGUUUUGGUUGCCCUGGUCCCCAGGAUGUAGGAGAGUUUCCAGAAGAAGUAAGAAAUGCCUUGCAAGCAGCUGUGGAUCUCUAUGAGGAAAACCUGUCGUUAGUAACUGCUCUAGGUGACCGAGCAGCCCAAGGACGAGCCUUUGGGAAUCUUGGCAACACACACUACCUCCUUGGCAACUUCAGAGAUGCAGUCAUAGCUCACGAACAGCGUCUCCUUAUUGCCAAAGAGUUUGGAGAUAAAGCGGCUGAAAGGAGAGCAUACAGCAACCUUGGAAAUGCAUACAUAUUCCUGGGGGAAUUCGAAACUGCCUCCGAAUACUACCGGAAGACACUGCUGCUGGCUCGGCAGCUUAAAGACAGAGCCGUGGAAGCCCAGUCUUGCUACAGUCUUGGGAACACAUACACUUUGCUUCAGGACUACGAGAAGGCCAUCGAUUAUCAUCUGAAGCACUUAGCAAUUGCUCAAGAGCUCAAGGAUAGGAUUGGCGAAGGAAGAGCAUGUUGGAGUUUAGGAAAUGCAUACACAGCUCUGGGAAAUCAUGACCAAGCAAUGCAUUUUGCUGAAAAGCACUUGGAAAUUUCAAGAGAGGUUGGGGACAAAAGUGGGGAACUGACAGCGAGGUUGAAUCUCUCAGACCUGCAGAUGGUCCUUGGCCUGAGCUACAGCACAAAUAAUUCCAUGAUGUCUGAAAAUAUUGAACUUGAUGGCAGCUUACAUGGUGCACGCUCCAAGCUGGGACGAAGACACAGCAUGGAAAAUAUGGAACUUAUGAAGUUAACACCAGAAAAGGUACCAAAUUGGAACAGUGAAAUCCUUGCUAAACAAAAACCUCUCAUUGCCAAGCCCUCUGCAAAGCUGCUGUUUGUCAACAGACUGAAGGGGAAAAAGUACAAAAGCAGCAGUACCACUAAAGUUCUUCACGAUGCCAGCAACUCCAUCGACCACCAUGCUCCAAAUCCUCAAAAGAAAACCAGUGCAGAAACUAUUGGAGAUGAAGGAUUCUUUGACUUACUAAGGCGAUUUCAAAGCAACAGGAUGGAUGACCAAAGGUGCUACUUACAAGAAAACUGUCGCACAUCGUCCACAGCAGCUUCUUCUACUACCCCCAAGAUGAUGAAAGCACCGUCUGUUCCUGUGGUAUCCCCCAACACAGAUGAGUUUUUAGAUCUUCUUGCCAGCUCACAGAGCCGCCGUCUGGAUGACCAAAGGGCCAGUUUCAGUAAUUUGCCAGGGCUCCGUCUGACAAAAAACAACAAUCAGUCUGUACUUGAGCACCUGAUGACAAAUGACAAGAAAGAGCCUGAUGAAGACUUCUUUGACAUCCUUGUAAAGUGUCAAGGGUCCAGAUUAGAUGAUCAAAGAUGUGCUCCACCACCUGCCACCACAAAGGGGCCAACCGUCCCUGAUGAAGACUUUUUUAGCCUUAUUUUACGCUCUCAAGCUAAAAGAAUGGAUGAACAAAGAGUUCUUUUGCAGAGAGAUCCAAACAGAGACACUGAGCUUGGACUAAAGGAACUUUUGCAAAACAAUGCUUUGUUGGAAUUUAAGCAUUCAGGAAAGUAACUAGCAAACCACUAGAAGCUGUGGUAUUUCCUGCUAAAGACUAGUUCCCUUUGGAACACUGCAGAAAAAUUCAACCUUUUCUAAAGGAGGAAACUAUCCAGCACUGUAGUAGUUACCAGGUUUUAGGUGUAAAUGCUGAGGUACUCAGGGGCUGACAUGCUUGUUUCAGGGCAGAAUGUCCUGUAGGUGCUCCAGCAACUUACCCUUAGAUUCCUUGACUAGUGUUUAUGAACUAGGAAUUUAAAUGAACCCUACAUUAGAAUUCAGUCCUCUUACUGAGGUCAUUUUUCUAAGGAUCUGGUUGACAAUGACUUUUUUAUACUUACCCUUGAAUAUAGUGGAUUGCCUUGCUUAUUGAAAAAUAAUGUAAAUGUCCUAUGUAAAAAAAGGUGAAAAAUAGUCAUAAAAUUCUAGUUUCUCUAAGAAAACUAUAUUCAAUAUAUUUUUAGGCAAAGCCAGUGGGAGAGAUAAGAAAUAAACUACUUUUAGCAUGC